AUAAUUGUCAUGAUCUUUUCCGUCAUAAUUAUUUCCAAAAGUUUGUGGUGCAAUUAAUGUUAUAAUUUUGGGUUGUUAUUUUUAAAAUUGGAUUUUGCCCAUAAAAUUCUCCUCUAGCACGAAUAUUUUCUGAAUAAUCCUAAAAAUCACGGAGGGUUUCAAUUUAGGACGAGAAAGUUUGAUUUUCGUUUUUAAUUUGAUUUUCGUUCAGCAACACUGAUUUGUUCCUCUAGAGAACCCAGGCUUUUGUCUCAUAGGCCUGCUGGAGAGAGCAAAGGACUGAACCUUUGCCUCAGACUGACUCUCUCCCUGCCUAUAGGAUCCCAGAAGUAAAAUUUAAAAGCCUUAUUCCCUUAUUUCAAGAAGAGAACACCGUAAAUGAGCCAUGGCUUAACUUUGAUCUAUGAUCAGGCCUUUUCUGAAGGGUAGUGUUUCUUUACAUUUAUACUGAUAAACAAUAGCCUUCGGCCGACUGUGGCCCGUAGUUGCUACUCUUUUUGGUAACAGCGCUUGUUGAGACAAAUCUUUAAAGUCAAGACUGUCCAUCUUCUUUUUCUUCAUAAGAGCCUAAUUCACUUGGUAACCAGAAAAGUUUCAGAUAUUGUCAAAAUGAAUGCACUGGAAUUUUUUCCUUUAUCUCAUAAAAUCGUGGUUUCGGGCAUCGAAAAAUACGAGGAAAAGUAAGUGGAGUGUCUAGUGGGGUUUUGUAAUUGAAAACUGUUUUUAACGAGUUUCUAAGAUAAAUGAAAUCUUAGUAAGGACGCGAGGUGGCGCUGCAGGAUAAGAAGGCGCCAACGGGGAAAUAUAAAAGCUGCAGACUCCAUUGCUCAACGAGAAUAGAAGGCGAGAGACUGUCAGGAACGAAGAGGUAUCAUCGCAGAAGCAGAGGAAGGAUCGGGGUCUUCAUCAAGGUUUGAGAGGAGCAAAUUAAAAAUAUUGGAAAAACCCGUGAAGACUUUCGCCCCGGGCCGUGGAUAUCACUGGAAGGUGGAAGUCCCACCUUUGUGGAAAUAGGGAUAUUUCACCCAGGAAUAAUGAAAACCAAAUGGGAGAAAAUCCGGCGGAUAAGGCAAGUUAUGUUUCUUGCUAUUUCCCUUAAUGUUUUGCAAGUCGGGUCUAAUUCCGUCCUUUAUUCGGUACUGGAGGAAACAGAGAGCGGUUCCUUUGUCGCUAAUGUGGCAAAGGACUUGGGACUGGAUAUCGGGGAUCUCUCCGCCCGGGAAGCUCAGAUCGUUUCCAAAGGGGGCCAACAAUAUUUCCACCUCAAUCGCCAAACCGGGGAUUUGACUCUAAACGAGAAACUCGAUCGGGAGGUCUUAUGCGGGCAGAGGGAGUCCUGUGUAGUGUAUUUCCAGAUUUUAAUGGAAAACCCUUUCGAGUUUUAUCGGGCUGAAGUGAAGGUCAUAGAUGUAAACGACCAUUCUCCAGUGUUUCUGAACAAGGUAACACUUCUGAAUAUCCCGGAGAGUAGUGCUCCAGGGAAAAUAUUUCUCCUGGAAAGUGCAGUGGAUUUGGAUGUGGGAAACAACAGCCUCCAGGUUUAUACCAUCAGUCCUAACGCCUACUUCCACAUUAACACACGCAGUAGAAGUGACGGCAGAAAAUUCCCGGAGCUGGUAUUGGAUAAAGCACUGGAUCGGGAGCAGCAGGCUGAGAUCCACUUAACCAUCAUGGCCCUGGAUGGCGGGUCUCCCCCCAGAUCCGGACAAUCUGAGGUUCGCAUUCUGGUAGUGGAUGUAAAUGACAACGCCCCUGAGUUCAUUCACCCACGAUAUGAGGUUCAGAUUCCCGAAAACAGUCCCCUGGGCUUUUUGGUUGUCUCUGUAUCUGCUAAUGACUUAGACGCGGGAAACUAUGGGGCUGUAUCAUACUCGAUUUUUCAAGCUUCGGAAGAAAUUCUUCAAAAAUUUCAAAUAAAUUCUGAUUCGGGAGAAAUUCGACUCGAAGGAAAACUGGACCGUGAAGAAACUCAGGCAUAUGAGAUCGACAUUCAGGCUAAAGACGGAGGGGGUCUAUCUGGAAAAUCCACGGUCCUAGUUCAGGUUAUUGAUGUAAACGAUAAUCCUCCAGAGAUCACCAUGUCGUCAGUCACCAGCCUAAUCUCUGAGAAUGCGCCCGAGACCGUGGUCGCUGUUUUCAGCAUAUCAGACCGCGACUCUGGGGACAACGGUAGAAUGGUUUGCUCCAUCCAGGAAGAUUUGCCUUUCGUCCUCAAACAGAGGUUCGAGAACUUCUUCACCCUGCUAACUGACCGAGAACUGGACAGAGAGAGCCAAUCCGAAUACAAUAUCACCAUCGCUGUUACGGAUUUGGGCUCCCCGAGGCUCAAAGUGGAGAAGAACAUCACGGUGCUGAUAUCCGAUGUCAAUGACAACCCGCCGGUGUUUAAUCAAACAUCCUACACGCUGUAUCUCCGGGAAAACAACAGCCCUGCCUUGCACAUCGGCAGUGUCCACGCCCUGGACAAAGACUCGGGAGAUAACGCCAGGGUGUCCUACUCCCUGCUGUCUCCGGAAGAUGGCGACUUUCCCCUGGCCUCCUACAUCUCCAUCAACUCGAACAAUGGCAAUCUCUAUGCUCUGAGAUCCAUGGAUUAUGAAGCCAUUCGGGACUUCCACUUCGCAGUCAGGGCGGUGGAUAGUGGUUCCCCGGCCCUGAGCAGCCAGGCGACGGUCCGGGUGGUGGUCCUGGAUGACAAUGACAAUAGUCCUUUCGUCCUGUAUCCUCUGCAGAACGGCACCGCCCCCUGUAACGAUCUGGUCCCCAGAUGGGCGGAGGCCGGCUACAUGGUGACCAAGGUGGUGGCGGUGGAUGCGGACUCGGCUCAGAACUCUUGGCUUUCCUUCCAACUCCUCAAGGCCACGGACCCUGGACUCUUCAGCGUGUGGCCCCACAGUGGGGAAAUCCGAACCACGAGGCUCAUCACCGACAGAGACGCCAUCAAGCAGAGACUCGUUGUCGUGGUGAAGGAUCACGGGGAGCCCCCUCUCUCCACCGUGGUCACCCUGCACGUGCUUUUAGUGGAUGGUUUUUCGGACUCCUACGUGAGGCUCUCAGAAGUACCAAGGGACGAAGAACAGGAGGACCCCCUGACGGUGUACCUGGUCAUUGCUCUGGCCUCCGUCUCAUUCCUCUUCCUCUUCUCGGUGAUCGUCUUCAUCGUAGUGAGGCUGUGGAGCAGGAGGAGAGACAUCAUGGAUGCUGCCAGCCUAGGCCCCGAUGGCCAAUUUCCUGGGCAUUUAGUCGAUGUCAACGGCACCGGGACCCUGUCCCACAGUUACCGCUAUGAGGUGUGUUUAACUACUGGGUCAGGAAAUAGUGAGUUCAAGUUUCUCAAGCCUGUCAUUCCCAGUCUCCCAGUUAAUGGUACUGGAAGCGAUCUGGAGGGUGGUCUCCCCUCCCAAAGUCGUUUCAAUCUAAACUGGGGGGCGGGUACCCCUGAACAUAUCUGAUUCUGAGGAAAGACCUUAAUUUUAAUGAUCUUUUAGGUUUAACGUUUAACAUUUACCGUCGAUGACACAUUGACUUUUCGCUCCUUGAAGUUUUCCG
This is a messenger RNA of Tachyglossus aculeatus (Australian echidna), 3549 nucleotides long. Its product is annotated as protocadherin beta-16-like. The transcript has a single exon. The coding region runs from base 1035 to 3452 and encodes 805 amino acids. Lineage: Eukaryota; Metazoa; Chordata; Mammalia; Monotremata; Tachyglossidae. Gene Ontology annotation, molecular function: calcium ion binding. Gene Ontology annotation, biological process: homophilic cell-cell adhesion. The record is from RefSeq and is a predicted model, not a curated record. Gene Ontology annotation, cellular component: plasma membrane.